This is a messenger RNA of Oryctolagus cuniculus (rabbit), 29003 nucleotides long. The record is from RefSeq and is a predicted model, not a curated record. NCBI's taxonomy places the organism in Eukaryota, Metazoa, Chordata, Mammalia, Lagomorpha, Leporidae.
GUGAAUUCUUGGACAGUAUGAGCUUAUGUCUCAUUUAUCCUCUCUCUUGAUCACCUGGACUAAUGGCUGGAACAUAACAGACACUUAGUUAGCGUCCAUUGAAUUGAAUCAAAUUAUACAAAUGUGGUCAUUUGAGUUUCUAAUAGUUCUUUUCCUUCAUGGAUCUGAUGCCGUAUAUUCGAAACAACUUACUGGUUUUUGUGGGUGUGCAGUAUGCUUAUUAAGGAUAAGCCCUGCUAUUUCCAUGCUAUGCAAGAGUAGGAUCUAGAGAGAGCGGGACGUCCAGCUUCCCAGUGCGGUCCUUUGGGGCGCAAGCUACUAACGAGCGAGUUAAAAAUGGGUGAUGUUGAGAAAGGCAAGAAGAUUUUUGUUCAGAAAUGUGCCCAGUGCCACACUGUGGAAAAGGGAGGCAAGCACAAGACUGGACCAACUCUCCAUGGUCUGUUCGGGCGGAAGACAGGUCAGGCCGUUGGAUUCUCCUACACAGAUGCCAGCAAGAACAAAGGCAUCACCUGGGGAGAGGACACGCUGAUGGAAUAUUUGGAGAAGCCCAAGAAAUACAUCCCUGGAACCAAAAUGAUCUUCGCUGGCAUUAAGAAGAAGAAUGAAAGGGCAGACUUGAUAGCUUAUCUCAAAAAAGCUACGAAUGAGUAAUAACUGGCCACUGCCUUAUUUAUUACAAAACAGCAAUGUCCCAUGACUUUUUUUAUGUGCACCAUAAUUUAAUUCUCAUACACCAGAAUUCAGAUCAUGAGUGGCUGACAGAAUAUUUUUGUCCGACCGUCUAAUAUUGCCUUGUGUGGUUAAAUAGGAAAUUUUGGUAGUAAUUCCAGUUCAGUAAAUGCCCUCGCUGUUUUCCCCUUCUAAGGAUAUGAUUGGACUUAACUAACAAAACUUGUCAAUGCCAUCCCAAAACCUGUUGGGAGAUUGGAUUUAGAUUUAAAUACUGGGGAAAUUGCCUCACUGUCUCAGAACUGAACAAGAUUCACUUGUUCUUUACCUGCCUAAGGCAAGAGCUGAAGACAUUUGGAAAUGUCUACUUUGUAUUUUUGGUCUUAGCUGUGGCAAUCUCAUUAGAAUUUCCUGUACCUAAACUUCUGCCUUUUACUUACUGAAAGGCAUUUUAGUGUGGUUUAUGCAUAUCAAAUAAAGAAUAUUUAACACUUCUCACAUUUUAUAGAUGAUCUGUAAGGUCAGGUGCUUUGAACGUCAGCAUGACCAGGUGGAGUAACAAGUUACACUUGCUGUUGAAUUCUUUACUACCUUAGACUGAGUUAAAAUUCAGGAUUGUCUAUAAGCAGCCAUUUGGAAACACAUAACACUGAGGAGCUACUGUAUGUUUGUGUUUAGUAAUGGUGCUUUUGCCAGCUCAGUGGAAGGACUAAGGUAGAGGAGAUACCAUCAGCACAAAACCUCUAAAAUAUGUGAUCACAAGACUUAAGAGAAUUAAAAACAGAAUUAUAGAUCAUGAAAAAAAAAAAAGAGUAGGAUCUAUGCAGAAGAUUAAAAUAUCCUGCUCAUCCCUACAGGUUUGACUUUGAUUUAUUUGCCUUGGGGAUUCUCUGUCAGCAGAAUGUUUGCCUUGAUAUUGACCUUGCCACUUGGCCCUAAAGACCUUCUUUGAGAAUAUGGUGAAUUGCCAUAUUCCUCUGAUCUCUCUUCUCCUUCAGAAUAAGCAGUACUAAAUAAUGUUAUUUGAAAGCUAAAGAAGACUGGACAUGAAGGAGAGCACUUUUCCUCUAAGAAGAACCCAACAAGCAAGAUUAAAAAGUCACCUUGCUUCCAAAAUUUUGGAAGUAUUGUGCUGACAUGAAGACUAUACAACCAUGGCAAAGUAUUAAUUUGCCCAUUAACAUGCUCAUAUUGUUUUGUGGGUAGUAAAACGAAGGUACAUUAGGUAUUAUUCAUUAUUAUUCAUAUUCCGUAUCAGUAGCCACAGCUCUGGAAGGAGGCUUCCUCACACUCUCUCUGAGCCAGAAUUUUGGAAUCACAGGUUAGAAGGGAACAGAGAGAGCAACUGGGCCAGCCACCCAAUCCAGCGUCUGAGUCCCCUUUCCAAAAUCUCUAUUAAGUACGUGUCCAGCCUCUACUUGUAUACUGCUAGGGUUUAGCAGAGUUCCUGAGAAUACAAACUAGGUUUAGCAUCAACACUAGGACAUUGCAGACUGCUUUUUCUGUAACAUUAGCUCUCAAACCUUUAUUCUCAGGAACUUCUUUCUACCCUUAAAAAUUGUUGAGGACCAGAAAGAGCUUUUGUUUGUGCAUGUUAUAUCCAUCAACAUUUAUUUAUUAACUUCAGAAUACAAUAACAAACCCUUUACAUGUCAAUAUAAAUAACAUUUUUAAUGAAAAAUGUAUUUUUCAAAACACAAAUAGGUUUCUUGAGGACAUGGCCUUGUAAAUCUUCUUAAUAUCUGGUAUAAUAAGUAGAAGACAGCUGGAUUCUCAUAUCUGUUUCCCAUAGAAUCUGUUGUGAUAUCCCAGGUCUUAGAACCAAUGGAAAACUCAGCUGUAUAUACAUAGGAGGCAAAUAACUUCUCAGAAAUAAGAAGUUUUGGCUUCAUGCAUUUCCCAAAAGGGUCCAGGGACCCCUAAGGGUCCCCAGACCACACUUGGAAACUGCUUCUCUCUUGUACCCCAAGGGAAGGGAUUAAUUGAUAAAGUAAACUGGUGGGGACUGCAGUGAAAGAAAAAAAAGAUGCACAAGGAGCCAAGAAGAAUGUGCUUAUGGGGUUGGCUCUGUGAUAUAGUGGGUUAAGCUGCAGUCUGCAGUGCUGGCAUCCCUUAUGGGGCCAGUUCAAGUCCAGGCUGCUCCACUUCUGAUCCAGCUCCCUGCUCAUGGCACCUGGGAAAGCAGUAGAAGAUGGCCCAGGUCCUUGGGUCCUUGUACCCACAUGGAAGACCUGGAAGAAGCUUCUAACUCCAGGCUUUGGCAUGGCCCAGCCCCUGCUGUUACAGCCAUUUGUGGAAUAACCAGUGGAUGGAGGAUCGGUCUCUUUCUCUUUCUUCCUCUCUCUUUCUCUCUCCCCCUCUUUCCCCCUCUCUCCCCUCUCUCCCCCUCUCUCCCCCUCUCUCCCCCUCUCUCCCCUUUCCCCUCUCUUCUUUCCCUCUUUCCCUCCCUCCAUCUCUCUCCCUCUCCUUCUCUCUCUCCUCCUCUCUCCCUCUCUUUCCCUCUCUCUCCCCUCCUCUCUCUGUAACCCUGCCUUUCAAAUAAAUAAAUAAAAAUCUUAUUUAAAAAAAAGAGAAAAAAAAGCCCAUGCUCAUACCUGCAGUUACAAAUAUUGAAUACCAGAGCAAGGCAUUGUGGCACAGUGGGUUAAGCCAACGCUUGAGAUGUCCACAUCUCAUCUCCGAGUGCCAGUUUAAGUCCUAUCUGCUCUGUUUCCAAUCCAGGUUCCUGCUAAUGCAUUCUUGGAGACAGCAAAUGAUGGUUCAAGUGCUUAGGCCCCUGCUACCCAUGUGGGAGACCCAGUUGGAGUACUGGGCUCCUGGCUUUAGCCUGAGCCAACCCUGAUUGUUGCAGGCACUUAGGGAGUGAACCAGUGGGUAGAAGAUCUCUCUCUCUCUUUCUUUCUUCCUUUAUUUCUUUUUUAAAAAAUUUAUUUUAUUUGAAAGGCAGAGUUACAGAGACUGAGGCAGAGAGAGAGAAAAAGAGGUUUUCCAUCUGCUGGUUCACUCCCUAGAUGGUCACAAGGCUGGAGCUGCACCAAUUUGGAGCCAGGAGCCAGCAGCUUCUUCUGGGUCUCCCAUGUGGAUGUAGGGGACCAAGGACUUGAGCCGUCUUCCACGGCUUUUCCAGGCCAGAGCAGAGAGCUGAAUUGGAAGUGGAGCAGCUGGGACUCGAACUGGCACCCAUAUGGAAUGCUGGCGCUGCAGGUGGCGGCUUUACCCACUGUACCGCAGAGCCGGCCCCUCUGCCUUUCAAAUAAAUGAAAAUAAAUAGACAUUUAAAAAAAAUCACCACAUAUAUUGAGUGCCUACCAUGUGUCUAAAUGCAAAGCACUGAAAAUAUUAACAUUCAUAGCAGUUAUUCCCAGUUUUCUUCAAUAUGAACUCAUUUUGAUAUAAAAAGGUUUAUAAAUUGGCUUUUACUUUAAACAGUUAUUAAUUGGGAAUAAAACAAAAAGCUGUGAAUUUAGUUUUGAUUUUUAAUUUCUGUUUUGUUCACCACAACAGUGUCUGUGGAUAUUAGAAAACGAGUACUGUGUCUGUGUUCUGUAUAUUAUACACUUGGUCUGCAGGCAGUGCUUGCUGCCCAUAGGAAUUUGCAAAACCAUUGUGUGUCAGCUUUUUUGUUAUUACAACAAAAUACUUGAGGCAACUGAUUUUAUCAAGUGACAACAUUUAUGUGUAUCAUGGUUUUGGAGAUUCCAGUCCAAGAUUGGGCAGAUGCUUUGGUUUUGUGUUGAUGAGUGUGGAAGAUGAUGAAGAGAGCAUGCAGGGGAAGGGUCACAGUCAUUAGGAAGCAGAGAAGAGUGGGCCCAACUUGGCUUUUAUAACAAUCCUCUUUUGACAAGUACCUUCCGGGGCCACAACCCCAAGUGACCUAAGUACCUCCCAGUAGGCUGAAUUCCUGAACACCACAGUUGGAUUUAGUUUCUACCCUCUUGGUGCUGUUAACUUGGAACUUUGGGUUUGAAGCCUUGCAUGAGUUAGGGAACCAAAUCCUGUUCAAACCAGAAUAGCACAUUGGAAAUAGCUGACUGCUCUGGGUAACUGCCCCACCACUCAGCAGCCACAUAUGAGAACCGAAGUGAUUCAUGAGUUCUUGAUACCAGCAUGGACAGUGCUGAGUGAUGGAUUUGUUUGGGGAUUGUUUUUAAGUCGUCGAGACUAUUGAUGCCUUUAAUCAGAGUGGCCAGGUAUCAUGCAGACAAGCUGAAGAUGAAUGCGGGUACUUCUUGGGCUCCUGGUUCUGUGGCUGGGCACUCGCAGGUGGAGCGCUCUUGCCUGCCCUGUGGGAUGUUGUCGAGAGUGAGGGAAGAGCGUUGUGUUGAGAGAGUUAACAGAGUUAGAGAAAAGUGGAAGUGUGUUAAUAGUGCAAGGGGAGGAGUGAGAAAUUAAAUGGUAUCUUUUUAGAAGUCUGCCUUAUUGCAGUCUGCAUUGCUCCUUGGGGAUUUUUCUACUGAGUACAAGAAAAUCAGCAAGCACUUCUUGAAAAACCCAGAUGAAAUUACUGCCAUAAAUUUUUAUUUUUUUUUUCAUGGUAUAAAACCCUUAAUUUAGAUGGGGAGGGUUUAUUACCAGUGUUUUCUUGGCAUGGCUAAGUUCAAUUAAUUUCAGAUGACAAGCUCCAGCCCUUCCUCCCCCAUCCCCCACCCCAGCCUUUCCCUCUCCCCAAUAUGUGGAAAGUACAAUUUGUUAUUGGUUUGCUUUUGGCUCUGGAGACCUCAUUAGGGCUCGAGAAAGGGCUUCUAUCUCUCUUUCUUUGACACCUUUCUGUUUUCUCUCAGACUCAGGCCAUUUACAUUGUCACAUGGAAAGUAUGUGUGGUGUGUGGAGGGGAAGGUUAUUAGAGAAAAGUGGCUCUGUUUAUGCUUCUUAAAUAUUGAUCUCAAAUGACUGCUAUAAGAAAUUGUUACUAUGGUAUUCAGCUAAGAUUUGGAGCUCUGUGUAAGGUGAGGUCUCUGAAAAGAACGUGGGCACAUUUGGACAGGAAAACUUAUUUUCCUGCCCUGACAGUUCAUACGUAACAUACCUGGUUGUUUGAAAGCAGGAACAAGAUGUCAACAGAAUAUCGUAUUUACUUUCUCUCUAAGACAUAGCAUGCUGCACCUUCAGGUUCUUGUUUCUCUCAGAAUACUGUGAGCGUGUCUUGCAAACAAGGGAAAUAAUCUAUGGUGUUUUGUUUUUCUCUGCAUGGUAAUAUAGAACCUAUUGUAGUGUGAAUAAAAGGAGUCGCAAGAGAUUCAUUACUGUUUGUGAAGCAUACUGUCUGCGUCUUUCUGCAUGUGAUUAUUUUACUUACAAAGCAGAUAUAAAAAUUAGAAUUGAGGUGAUAGAGAAUACAUAUUGCAUAGAUAAGGCAUUCAAACAAAAGUUUUACCAUUAUAACAAAUAAAUUUAUCCUGCUUCAAAGGUUGAGAGAUUAGAAUCCUGUUACAUUGAAUGCUUGACAAUUAAUUAGCUAUUGUCUGCAAAGUUCCCAAGACUACAGGUUACUUAAAUACUGUUAUUAGGAGUAGCUAGAUUAAUAAUAAUAACACUGUAGUGUCACUGGCAACGGGGAGGAGAUUUUAAAAAUAAAGAUAGAUGCCCAAGAUCGUCGUGCAAGUGAUUUGUGUUCUGCACGCCGAGCAGGCGGUCCCUGGGCGCGGCGCUGCCUCAGCCUGCAGCGUGCAGUGUGCAGCCCUUAGCACCAGCUCCAGAUGAGGAUGAUGCAAAAGUGCUUAAUCUGUUAAUAUUUUUCUCUGCUUUUUGUGAAUUGCUUAACCCCUUCUCAAGGUAGUAUUCACUUAGCACAAUGAAAGAGAAAAUAAGCAAGCUGACAGAAAACAGGCGUGGCAAAAGGCCAGAUAUAAAAGAUGAGCCUCCAGCAGUUGCUGACAGGCAUUGUGUAGACUCCAAAUAUGCUAGAUCACUCACUAGUGUUUUUUAAAUUAUAUUUAAUUGAUACGGAUAAAAAUAUGUGGGGAUUUGCCUUGAUUGUACAGGUUUUUGUUCUGUGGAAUUAAAUCCUUGGGGUCCUGAUUGUUCUGUCUGUAAUUUUGUGAGAAAAUCAAGUGGAACCAAGAACUAGCCCAGUACCAAUAAUGGGGGGAAAUUUCCAAAGUAGAGGGUUCUCAUGAAUAUUUAUUAUGGGAAGUAAAGCUUACAAGAGGAAUGUUAUGGGACUUUUUGAUUUUUAGAAUCCAAUAAUUUUAAAAUGGGAAAGUAUAUGGAAGCGGUACUGCUCGGCAAAUAGUUCCCAUGUCCCUUGGCCGUUACUGCUAUGGGGAUUUGGCCAUGUGACUUGGUCAGGCAGUGUGUGGCGAGUGGUCUUUCCAACAUGUUUAAAUGCCAGUAUACACCUUCCAACCCUUUCUGGGUUACUUCAUGCUCCACAUUUUUUAGUGCUAGAUAACAAGAUAGAAUGAUACAAAUGCAGAAAUAAAUAUGUGCCUCUAAAUAAUGAAGGAAAUCUAGCUUGUUACAUCUAACUAUUUAGUACAGUCUGCUGUUUACAAGUAUUCAUAGCAUUCUCUUGUCCAUGAAUAUGGGAUGUGGAUGACGAGCUCUGGUGUUGUGACUCAUCCUUGAUACCUCAUGAGUCCUGGAAAAUCAUCCUUGUGUGAAAACUGGGAUAGAUUGAAUCUGGCAGCCUAACUCAUAUAGUCGACCACUGUUAGAAAUUAUCAGAUUUCUGUCUCCUAUGGUUUGUUGAGAGUCACUCAAGUGUUGGUCCUGAUAGAGAUUUUUAUUAAUGUUAAAGUAACUUUCUAGGUACUGUUUCCACAAAGCCAACAAGACUCUGGGGGCUGGCACUGUGGUAUAGUGGGCUAAGCCUCUGCCUGUGGUGCCGACAUGCCAUAUGGGUGCCACACAGUGUCCCCACUGCUCCUCUUCUGAUCCAGCUCUCUACUUAUAGGCUUGGAAAGCAUUGGAAGAUGGUUCAAGUGCUUAGGUCCCUGUACUCUUGUGGGAGACAUGGAAGAAGCUCCAGGCUCCUGGCUGUUGUGCCCAUCUGGAGAGUGAACCAGCAGAUGGAAGACCUCUCUCUCUCUGUCUCUUUCUCUCUCUGUCUGUAACUCUGCCUCUCAAAUAAAUUAAUAAAUAUUUAAGAAAAAAAAGUCAACAAGACUCAAAGCAGCGUUGAGACAAAGAGGCACCUUAGCCUUAACUCCAUUUGUUUGCACACCUAACACACGUAAUUCUUAUUGAGUACCUCUUUCUAUAAACCUAUUGUUGCUAGCUUGCUUGCAGUUUGACUCGCCAGACUUGAUUAAUUAAGACUUGAAUCAUUGCCGGCGCUGCGGCUCACUAGGCUAAUCCUCCACCUUGCGGCGCCGGCACAACGGGUUCUAGUCCCGGUCGGGGCACCGGAUUCUGUCCCGGUUGCCCCUCUUCCAGGCCAGCUCUCUGCUGUGGCCAGGGAGUGCAGUGGAGGAUGGCCCAAGUACUUGGGCCCUAUACCCUUUGGGAGACCAGGAGAAGUACCUGGCUCCUGCCAUCGGAUCAGCGCAGUGUGCCGGUCGCAGCGCGCUGGCCGUGGCGGCCAUUGGAGGGUGAACCAACGGCAAAGGAAGACCUUUCUCUCUCUCUCUCUCUCUCACUGUCCACUCUGCCUGUUAAAAAAAAAAAAAAAAAAAAAGACUUGAAUCAGCUGGUGCUGUGGCUCACUAGGCUAAUCCUCUGCCUGCGGCCCCAGCACCCCAGGUUCUAGUCCCAGUCAGGGUGCCAGAUUCUGUCCCAGUUGCUCCUCUUCCAGUCCAGCUUUCUGCUGUGGCCCGGGAGUGCAGUGGAGGAUGGCCCAAGUGCUUGGGCCCUGCACCCGCAUGGGAGACCAGGAGGAAGCACCUGGCUCCUGGCUUCAGAUCAGCGAGGUGCGCCGGCCGCAGCGGCCAUUGUGGGGUGAACCAACAGAAAAAAAGGAAGACCUUUCUCUCUCUCUCUCUCUCACUGUCCACUCUGCCUGUCAAAAGAAAAAAAAAAAAAGACUUGAAUCAGUACCUUCUUUAGUCCUACCUGGGACUUGAGAGGAGAGUCAGAUCCUGGAGCCUUUGCUUGCACUAGUUGCUCAGUAGUUGGAUAGAAUUUUGUAGUAACAAAACUGUGAUUUUCAUUGUUAAUAAGCUUAGUUGUAAGGAGUAGUCAUCUUAUAUUGACAGUAGCUCUUUUUCUUUGAAGGCUUAUUUUGAUUGGUUUGAAAGGCACAGUUACAGAGAUAGAAAUAGAGAGAGAGAUCUCUUUUAUCUGCUCGUUCACUCAAAUGGCUGCAGUAGUCUGGGCUGGACGAGGUGGAAACCAGGAGCUUCUUCCAGGUCUUCCACUUGGGCCGUCUUAAGCUGCAUUCCCAGGCACAUUAGCAGGGAGCUGGAAGUGGAGCAGCUGGGACUUGAAUCAGCACCCAAAUGGGAUGCCUGUGUAUGCAGGUGGCAGCUUUACCCACUAUGCCACAAUGCCAGCCCCAACAGUAGUUCUUUCAUGUUGAAUACUUUUCAGUUUUAUUCUCUUCUUCCUUUUCUUUCUUUUUUUUUUUUUUAAAGAUUUAUUUAUUUAUUUGAAAGGCAGAGUUACAGAGAGGCAGAGGCAGAGUGAACAUUCCAAGAAUCCUGAGCAUUUUGAAGGACUAGCCAUCUGACACUAAACUUGGGAAACAUCUUAGUGUAGUACUUUUUGUGAUGCAUAAAAUGAUAAAAGAGGGAGUACCAUUUGAAAAUUAAAAAGCAUAUUCUUGGGACACCAUUAGAGGAUAUAAAUCACAAAUCAAUAUGAAGUUCAGAUACUACUUUACCCAGCAAUUGUAUGCGAUAGCAAUUGGAGGCGGGGAAAAUUCCCUCCCUGUGUGCAUUCUGAGAACUGCAGUGUUUUUAUUUGGUACAGUUGCAUAUUCAUUUCUAACAGACUGUAUCCUAAAAGAAUUGGACUUUUAUAGAUCCUAUGAAUAUUCACAGUCACCAAAACCAGUCCUGUCCUUUACCUUAUGUAUCUAGACCCAUCUGUCAUUUGCUUGCUAGGUGGUCCUAGUUCUGUUUUGUGGCAGUUACCUUUUGAGAAAAAGGCAUAUCCUGUGUUGAGAGGAAUGUGCUGGCACCUUUGCUGCCUGAUUGAAAGUCUGCCCUCAGGGUUGGAUUUGGGCAGGGUGCGUGUGUGCGUGUGUGUGUAUGGUGACAGUGUGUGUAUGGUGAUUGUGUGUAUGUGUGUGAUUUGGGCAGGGUGCCUGUGUAUCUGUGUGUGUGUGUAUGUGUGUGAUUUGGGCGGGGUGCCUGUGUGUGCAUGUGGCUAGGCCCUGCCUCCUUGGGACUGCCACUAGGUCUCUUAAGCUUUGAGGGCAUUGUUCCAGACACUGAUGCAGCAAGGAAGGCCAGUGGCUGUUGCCACUAUUAAGGCAGCAGAGUACUUAGCAAGCAGGCCUAAGUGAGCAGUCUUACCCAUUUUUAUGUUAAUUGGCAUGACCAUUAGCCUAAAUCCUAAAUUUUAAAAGCUGUCCCAAGAGCCCUUUCUCUCUUUGCCUUCUCAUUUUCCUUGAGCUGAUUUGCAUCUUUUUUAAAAAUGUGUUUCUCAACAUUUUAAAACCCAUGCCCCUUUUGAUAAGUUUAGAAAUCUUACAUCUCCUUUAAUAUUAUUUCAGAAACCAAUUAAAAAGUAAGAAUUGCAACAGAAGAAUUAAGGCAGUGAGUCUUCGAAAGCUGCCUUUUUUCCCUCUUGGUCACAUAAGAUCAGUGUAAAAGUGGGGCUGACUUGCUUUCCACAAGGGUUUUCCCAUUUUUGCUGGUGACAAAGCUCAGUGUAGGUCACUUUCACAUGAGGUCUGUUCAGUUGCUUUGUUUUCAUGCUCACACAGGGCAGAGAGUCUGCUUUGUAAAUGCAAUAUAUUUUAUUAUAAUUCAGAAAUUGCUUUUUCAGACUCUGUGCACCAGUCUUUCUCCUAAAAGAUUUUAAUAUGACUCCUGUACUAUCUCCUACCACCUUGCUGCUUUAAAUACUUAAAUAUGAUGAAAGAAACAGAUGAAAGUAAUUAAGAUGGGAUAAGUAAGACAUUCUUAUUCAUGAGCACAUCCUCAUCUCUCUGCCACCAUCCCCACGGGGCUGUUAUUGCUCUUCCUCUUCACUGUCUUAGCCACCUCUGCAUCUACCUGCAGCGUCACUUGGGCUCUGCCCUCCAGCCCUACUUGGACAACAAUAAGCCAGCCUCACAGAGUCCCAUCAUAGUAACAGCUUCUGCCCUGGAGAGGCCUAUGAUGCCUUCUGUAGUAAGACGAUGUAUAGAAAGGCAGAGCGCAAUGAGUAGCACGUGGCGCACAUAACAAAUGCUGAUUCUGUUCCCUUACCUCCCCUUCCCAGAAUUCAGUAUUUUUGCUUUUAGAAUCAUCUUUGGAUCUUCUAAUGUAUGCUAGCAAAGAAGUGUAGGAUUUUCAUAGAUGAAAUUCUAAGUGGGUUUUAUUGAUUCAUCCACAUGCUUCCAUAUCUGUGUUUCCAGUCCUCCUCGUGGAGAGAAUAGGUCUUCUUCAUACUGUCAAUGGUAAGGAUGGAUAGGAAGAAAACUAGCAUUAUCUGAGAAUCUUUUAUGUUACUGGGGCCGAGACUCUGGCUUGCAUAAAUACACUGAACCCUCACAGCACCCCCAGGAGACGGAACCAGCACCUCAACGUUGUGGAUGAAGACACCAAGCACAGCGAUACUGACCUGUCUUGGUCCGUAGUGGCAGAGUCAGCACUCAAACCCAGAGUCCCUGCGCUUUACGUCAUCUGGUGAAUGCAUUUCAGACUCUGUGCUUUGGGUAGGCAGAAGAAGAGAAAAAAAUUAAUUAGAUAAUCAUUACUAUUCUGUUGAAAACAAAUUACCUCCUUCUACCUAGUAAGUAUUUGGUGUGGGAUUGUGGCAAUGCUUUUUUUUUUUUUUUAACUUUUAUUUAGUGGAUAUAAAUUUCCAAAGUACAGUUUAUGGAUUACAAUGGCUCCCCCCCCCCAUAACUUCCCUCCCACUUGCACCCCUCUCAUCUCCUGCUCCCUCUCCCAUUCCAUUCACAUCAAGAUUCAUUUUCAAUUAUCUUUAUAUAUGGAAGAUCGAUUCAGUAUAUAUUAAGUAAAGAUUUCAUCAGUUUGCACCCACACAGAAACACAGAGUGUAAAAUACUGUUUCAGUACUAGUUAUAGCAUUACUUCACAUUGGACAACACAUUAAGGACAGAUCCCACAUGAGAAGUAAGUACACAGUGACUCCUGUUGUUGACUUAACAAUUUGACACUCUUGUUUAUGGCGUCAGUAAUCUCCCUAGGCUCUAGUCAUGAGUUGCCAAGGCUAUGGAAGCCUUUUGAGUUUGCUGACUUAGAUCUUAUUCCGACAGGGUCUUAGUCAAAGUGGAAGUUCUCUCCUCCCUUCAGAGAAAGGUACCUCCUUCUUUGAUGGCCCCAUUCUUUCCACUGGGAUCUCACUCACAGAGAUCUUUCAUUUAGGUGUUAUUGUUGUUGUUGUUUUUGUUGUUGUUUUUGCCAGAGUGUCUUGGCUUUCCAUGCCUGAAAUACUCUCGUGGGCUCUUCAGCCAGAUCCGAAUGUGGCAAUGCUUUCAUACCUUGCAGUUUUUAUUGAGAAAAAACACAAGAAUAUUACCACCGGUUUAUUCUAUUUCAGUUCUUCUAUAUCGAAUUGUGAUCCCUUUUCAUGUGAAAAUCAAUGUAAUCUGAAGAAUAGAGAUAUUAUAGAUUGGCCUAAAGGAGCUUUUUUGGUAACCUGUAAAGGUAACCAAAGGGGGUUGUCUUUUUUUACCUCCUCAGAAAAAUAUUGGAAUUCUAAUAAAUUUGGUAUCUAUUUUAAUAGGAGUUCAGUCAUGAAAACAAAUGCAUAUAUACUGAAUCUUUUAUACUAGAAUUUAAAACAGAAAUAUUUCUAUAUUGAAGAAAUGAGUAAAAAUUAUGUAAUUUUGAAUUUGCUGUCUUUACUUGUAUUAAAUUAAUAGACAAAAUAAAUUUCCAUAAUUUUUAUAAUCUCUCUAGACUUCAGAUUUUAACACUUUUAUACUUAGUUGUUCCCAUUCUAGCACUGACACCCUACCCGUUACCACUUAAGGUUUUGCUUUGUUUGGCUUUGCUGAUUUCUUUUUUACUCUCUAGAACAUUUCUUAGAACAAAUAAGAUUUUAAUUAAAAAAAAUAUAUAUGGUAAGAGAAAUUUGGCAGUGGAAAGUUAGUCUAAUGCUGAAAAAUAUGUGCUGAGAUAAUUGUAAUAGGAAAGAAUGAAAAGAAAAAGAAGAUAAUGUUAUCAAUUGCCACCAUUCAGUAUGAAGAUUGCUACUGGUCUUUGGCCUUUGGAAGUUGUAUUUUGAAUCAUUGACCACUGAAGGGCGCUGUGCUACUGCAAACCACUUAUUCAAGGCCGAAGUCCUCAAAUCUCUUCAUUUUUCCUUCUCACUAAAAAGAUAAAGGAUUUAUAUUCUUGUAAUGCCAAAUCAGUUCAUACUUAACAUUCAGCCUUUAGCUGUGGAAACUUGUUUGAAUGACAGUAAUGGCUUCAUUUCAAGUUAUUUAAAUGUUUAAUGCUGUGUAAUUUACUCAAAUGUGUGUAAUCCUUUAUUUAACUAGAUGAAAAUAAUAUACUGUUAGCAUUGUUUUUAGCAUUAAUUGAUGUGACUAAUUAAAAUUAAAAACACCGAAACCAAUUACAUUGUGCUGUCGCCUCAUCAGACUGAAGAGAGGUCCCCUCUGGCCCAGGCUGGUUGUGGCUCCCCCGUACCUCCCCUCAGCCUGCUCUUGGCCCUCACACAUUCCACUCCUCCCUGCUGCUUUUGUGCUUAAUUUGAUUCCAGGAGACUGACAGCUACUCUUGGUAGCAAAACUGAUUAACCAUGGAUUCUUUUUCUCCUAAAACUUGUCCUUGCAGUGAUAGGAACUUCCUAACAGCGUUGGGUUCUUUCAAAGUGAAUGUAGCAAUGUUGAAGCCACUUAGAAAAGAGAAAGGGUGGGAGUGCAUGUUGACAUCACUAGUCCUAGCACAUACGAGAUGAGCGAGAACUCAUUUUCAGCCCGGAAAGAUGGAACCUCGGUAUUCCCGCCUGAAGACCUUGUCUGCAUAGCUUGUGCUGCACUGACUCUCAGUAAUGAGCAGAAACAAAACAGGAAGCCCCUGCUGUUUUCAAAGCUUUAGUCUGGUCUUGGAAAUCAGAUGAAUAUAAGUCAAAACCAGGUAACAGGUUUCUGGCAGCUUGCUUGUACUGCUGUGAUGUGUUAUAUUAAAACUGCCCAUUACAGUUCUCAGUUUGUAGGCAUAAAUAAUUCUUUCUCGUUAAACACUGUUCCUCUGGGGUGCCAGAGAAAGAACAUUUUUACUCAUUGUAAUUAUUGAUAAAUAUCCUUUAUUCAAAGUAAUUGUUAGAUCACAGCAUGCUUUCUUAUUAUUCCAAACUCUGUGAAGUUUGUUCAUAAUCUGGAUGGCUUUUUAAGGGUUAAAAAUGCAAAAAUAUCUCAUUAGCUUUAGAUUAAAGUCUAGAUUAGAAUUGCUGUCUGGGGUGAAAAACACUUAUAAACAGAAUUUGUCAACUCCUCAUAGUAUUUUAUAUCAUGUUUUAGAGAUUUAUUUAUUUAUUUGAAAGUCAGAGUUACACAGAGAGAAGGAGAGGCAGAGAGAGAGAGAGAGAGAGAGAUCGAUCUUCCAUCUGCUGGUUCACUCCCCAAUUGGUCGCAACGGCUGGAGCUGCACUGAUCCGAAGCCAGGAGCCAGGAGCUUCUUCCAGAUCUCCCACAUGGGUGCAGGGACCCAAGGACUUGAGUCAUCUUCUAUUGCUUUCCCAGGCCAUAGCAGAUCUGGAUCGGAGAUGGAGCAGCCGGGACUAGAACCGGCACCCAUAUGGGAUGCCGGCACUUCAGGCCAGGGCAUUUUUAUGUGAAGUGGCAUUAUUUUAUGAAUAGAAUGUUAAAUUGAAAGUUUGAAUUUGAUUUCAUGAGCAGAAUGUAAUUGUAUUAUUAUUUAGCAUGUUGACUUUGGUUUAUUUGUUUAUACACAAUUUUUGAAAUAAUUUGUGUAAUAUCUAUGCCAUAUUAUAAUUUUACUUAAAAUUUAAGACACACACACACAUACACACACCCCUCUGAAACACACAGUGGUUCUCUCAAAUAUUUCAAAUGAUUGAAAUUAAAAAAUACUCUUUAAUAUAUAUCAUUUAGUGCUUUUCAUCAUGAAGUUUAUGAAAUUGGUGGUGAAAGUUUAAAAAUCAUUAGUUUAGUGUCUGUUCUUUUCAAAAAACCUAUCGAUAACAGGAAUGCCCAAUGCUUUAUAAAGAGCUCUUCCUUCCGUUUGCUCCUUAGACACUCUGUAUUAGGUAGUCGAUGUGCAUAGGAUGUCCUUCCUUUAUUGUGGGAGAAGCAGGGGAGGUGUGGAAAGGUAGCCAUUACUUUCCCAAGAUCACAGAGGAGGUCUGGAGUGAGGCUGGGGCUGUGCUCCAGGUUCCCACUCGUCACCAGUACUCUUUCCUGCACCAUCCGAGUUCACAAAAGCCUCUAGUGGAAAGGCUGGCCUUUGUUUCCUUGUGUGUUGUAGACCUCAGCUGUUUCUGUGAGCAACUCUUCUCAUCUUUAGAAUGGGAUGUGGCUAGUCUUUUUCCAGUUGUAUCCUAGACAGAGCGAGUAAUGAAGGAAUUUUAAUUUAUUGAGAGCUUCAGGCCUGGGGUUAAAAGCUGUUUGUAGUAUGAUUUUUUUUUUACCUUCUGUGUUUUUUUGGAAGGGGACAGUAGCUCUUUUCUUUGUCUUUGCAUGAAAGACAGUAAACACUUAAAAAAGGAAGUUUUGGAAGUAAACAGAUGGAUGAGGCAGCCUCCUUAAGGGAAGCACGGGGAGGGGCUGACACUGUGGCUUAGUGAGUAAGCUGCAACCUGCAGUGCCGGCAUCCCAUAUGGGCACUGGUUUGAGACCCAGCUGCUCCACUUCCAAUCCAGCUCUCUGCUAUGGCCUGGGAAAGCAGUAGAGGGUGGCCCAAGUGCUUGGGUCCUUGCACCUGUGUGGGAGACCUGGCAGAAGCUCCUGGCUUGUGGCUUAGGAUCAGCCCAGCUCUGGCCAUUGCGGCCAUUUGGGGAGUGAAGACUUCUCUCUCUCUCUCUCUGUCUCUGCCUCUCUGCAACUUUGCCUUUCAAAUAAAUAAAUAAAAAUCUUAGAAAAAAAAAAAAAGAGAGAGAGACAUGGGGAGGUAUUUGUUCCUGAUACACCCCAUUGGGCCAGGGAGUGCUCAGGAUUUGCUUUUCUUUCUUUACCGCCUCCUUGCUUUGCAUGAGGAUGAGGUCUUUUUUCUUUCUUAUAUAUAUUUGUUGGUGAGUGAUAAUGAAUAAGCUGAUUUCUCUAAGAGAUGCAAUGUUAUCAGUGUUUGACUGCUAAGAUUAAAUUAAACUAUAAAUUAGGACAUAACAUUUCCUAAAGACAUUUUAUGUUUUAAUCAGUGCUAAGAUGGAAAAGAUAAAUAGCUACUAAAGUAGCAAUAAAGUGAAAGGAAAUGAACAGGUGUUAUUACUUAAUAUUAUGCAAGAAAAAAAUAAUUUUUAAAUACGCGUAAAUAAAUAGCUAGCUAGUUAGCAGUGAUAAGGUAAGGACUUUGGCUCAUUAAUGUGAUUUCUGAUGAUCCUGUGUAAGAUUCAGGAAUUUGCAGUGGCUCCUUCAGCACGAUGCUGCUGUUAGGUAGCUAACACUUUGCCUUUCUUUCCAGCUCCUCAGGACUUCUGAGCAUGUGUUAUUGUUUUAUAACAUUGUGUUGCAGUUAAUUCUCAGGGACAGAGGACAUCACUUUAUUCUCUGCUCCAAUUCUGCCAACCUGUUCUUGGGACCGUUUCUUCUUCUUCUUCUUCUUCUCCUUCUCCUUCUCCUUCUCCUUCUUCUUCCUUCCCCUCCUCCUCCCCCUCCCCCUCCUCCCUCUUCUAUAUUUAUUUCUUUGAAAGUCAGAGUUACACAGAGAGAAGGGGGGGGGGGGAGAGAGAGAGAGAGAGAGAGAGAGAGAGAGAGAGAGAGAGAGAGAGAGAGAGAAAGGUCUUCUAUCUGCUGGUUCGCUCCCCAAUUGGCUGCAAUGGCUGGAACUGCACCAAUCCAAAGCCAGGAGCUUCCUCCAGGUUUCCUGUGUUGGUGCAGGGGCCCAAGGACUUGGGCAAUCUUCUACUGCUUUCCCAGGCCAUAGCAGAGAGUGGUGUCGGAAGAAGAGCAGCCGGGACUUGAACUGGCACCCAUAUGGGAUGCUGGCACUACAGGUGGCAGCUUUAUCUGCUAUGCCACAGUGCCGGCCUGGGGACCAUUUGUCUGGGCUUGAGUUCCGUUGCCUUUGUCCUUUUUUGUGUCUUUGAUCUAAUUUAUCCUGUCUUUAAAGGGUUAUCUCUCAACAUGAUGACUUCAUAAUCAGCUUUUCUCUUUCACCUCAAAGCCUGUACCAUUUUUUUAUACUUGGAUUCUUUUUUGAUUUUUUUUUUCAUUCUUUUAUUCCUAUAUCCAACAUUUACCAUCUUUCAACUGGCUCAGAGGAAACCACUCUAUUACCUGGUGCUUUCUCUGGGAAGAAUGCACACUAGUGUUGAGGACUUUCUCUACUGGCCCCCCUUUUAAUUUAUUUGUUUGCUUCAAAGGCAGAGUGACACAUAGAAAAGGAGAGACAAGGAGAAAGAUCUUCCAUCUGCUAGUUCACUUCCCCAAAUGGCCUCAAUAGCUGGGGCUGGGCCACAUCAAAACCAGGAACCAGAAACUCCAUCCAGAUCUCCUAUGUGGGUGGCAGAGGGCCAAGUAUUUGGGCCAUCGUUCGCUGCCUUCCCAGGCGCAUUAACAGGGAGCUGGGUCAGAAGUGAAGCAGCCAGGACUCGAACAGGUGCUUUGUUAUGGGAUGCUGGUGUUGUACGCAGUAGCUUAGCCUGCUGUACCACAACAUUGGUGCUUGUCUGCUACCCUUGACCCUUGACCUCACUCAUCCUGUCCCCUUUCCUCAUCAUGCCUUUUUUUUUUUUUUUUUUUUUUUUUGACAGGCAGAGUUAGAGAGAGAGAGACAGAGAGAAAGGUCUUCCUUUGCCAUUGGUUCACCCUCCAAUGGCCACUCUGGCUGCGCGCUGCAGCUGGCACACUGCGCUGAUCCAAAGCCAGGAGCCAGGUGCUUCUCCUGGUCUCCCAUGAGGGUGCAGGGCCCAAGGACCUGGGCCAUCCUCCACUGCACUCCUGGGCCACAGCAGAGAGCUGGACUGGAAGAGGAGCAACCGGGACAGAAUCCGACGCCCCUGAACCUGGUGUGCCGGCGCUGCAGGUGGAGGAUUAGCCUAGUGAGCCAUGACGCCAGCUGUUGUUUUUUUUUAUUUUUUUUUAUUUUUUUUAUUUUUUAUUUUUUGACAGGCAGAGUGGACAGUGAGAGAGAGAGACAGAGAGAAAGGUCUUCCUUUUGCCAUUGGUUCACCCUCCAAUGGCCGCCGCGGCCGGCGCACCGCGCUGAUCCGAUGGCAGGAGCCAGGAGCCAGGUGCUUUUCCUGGUCUCCCAUGGGGUGCAGGGCCCAAGCACCUGGGCCAUCCUCCACUGCACUCCCGGGCCACAGCAGAGGGCUGGCCUGGAAGGGGGGCAACCGGGACAGAAUCCGGCGCCCCGACCGGGACUAGAACCCGGUGUGCCGGCGCCGCUAGGCGGAGGAUUAGCCUAGUGAGCCGCGGCGCCGGCCUGUUUUUUUUUUUUUUUUAAGAUUUAUUUAUUUGGGGCCACCGCUGUGGCGCAGUGGGUUAAAGCCCUGGCCUGAGGCGCUGGCAUCCCAUAUGGGUGCCAGUUCUAGUACUGGCUGCUCCUCUUCCAAUCCAGCUCUCUGCUAUGGCCUGGGAAAGCAGUAGAAGAUGGUCCAAGACUUUGGACCCCUGCACCCGCAUGGGAGACCAGGAGGAAGCACCUGGCUCCUGGAUUCAGAUCGGCACAGCUCUGGCCGUUGCAGCCAUCUGGGGAGUGAACCAGUGGAUGGAAGACCUCUCUCUCUGUCUCGAUUCUCUCUGUAACUCUGUCUUUCAAAUAAAUAAAUUAAAAAAAUAUUUAUUUAUUUGAAAGGCAGAGUUAUAGAGAGAGGAAGAGAGACACAAGGAGGGAAGGAGGGGGAGAUGAGAGAUGGGGCAGGGGAGGAGAAAGAGAUCUUCUGUCCACUGGUUUACUCCCCAAAUGGCUGCAACAACCAGGGCUGGGCCGGGCCGAAGUCAGGAGUCAGAAGCUUCAUCAUGGUUUCCCAUGUAGCCAUCUUCCUCUGCUUUCCCAGUUGCAUUAGCAGGGACCUGAAUCAGAAGUGGAGCAGCCAGGACUUGAACCUGUGCCCAUAUGGAAUGCUGGCAUCUCAGGCAGUGGCUUAACCUGCUAUCUGUGCUUUCUUGAAACAAACGCUGUACCUUCAUGUCAAUGGACUGCAGUUUCCCAUCAGAGACUUUUACCUCUCAUACCUCUCUCGCUGUCUUCACUCCUCUCAUUGACAGGUCUCUCUGGGGUCGUGUACUCUGACUAGCCUGAACAUGUAGUCCUGAGUUCCCUUCCUGCAAAUGUCACAUGAGAGUGAGCCUUAGAACUGGGUGCAUUUUGAGAUUGCAGCGUCCAGACCUUUCAUUCUGUGGGUGAAGGAGAUGGUGUCUAGAGAGACUGGGCGAUUUGCUUGAGGAUCUGCAGCAGGGAGCAGCACACCCAGGGCAUAUUCCUUCCAUGGGACCGCUUCAGGCUGUGCGGAUUUAGGGGACUUACACUGGCUGCCUUUUAGAGACUAAAAGGUCGUUCGGCAGCUCCAGUAGAUCUUCCCUUAUAUGGCUCCAUGUCAGUGCCGGACUGCUGCUGAUCUCUGCCAAAAUAAAGGUUUUAACUCGAUAGAAAUGCUGCAUUUCUAGAAUUAAAAACAGCGGCAAAUUGAAAAGAUAAAAUUAAAAGACAAAUGGCAAAGUUGGAAGAGUACACUAUUUACAGCAGAAAAAAAGGUCAACAUCUUAGGUGUUUUAGAAUUACAAAAUGGAAAAGAUGAGUACCUCAAAAGAAGAAUGGAAGUAGGACUAUAUAAUGAGUAGAUGUUUUACAAAAGGUGAUGUAGAAAUAGCCCUCUGUAUCCCUGGGUUCCACAUCCAGAGCCAACCAACAAGUGAUUCCAUCAGUCUGGAGCAAGGGGAGUGGAGCGAUGAUAUAUUAAAAAAAAUGCAGGCCGGCGCCACAACUCAAUAGGCUAAUCCUCCACCUUGCGGCGCCGGCACACCGGGUUCUAGUCCCGGUCGGGGCGCCGGAUUCUGUCCCAGUUGCCCCUCUUCCAGCCCAGCUCUCUGCUAUGGCCCGGGAGUGCAGUGGAGGAUGGUUCAAGUCCUUGGUCCCUGCACCCCAUGGGAGACCAGGAGAGGCACCUGGCUCCUGCCUUUGGAUCAGCGCGGUGCACCGGCCGCAGCGCACCGGCUGCGGUGGCCAUUGGAGGGUGAACCAACGGCAAAGGAAGACCUUUCUCUCUCUUUCUCUCUCUCACUGUCCACUCUGCCAGUCCAAAAAAAAAAAAAAAAUGCAGCUGAACUGAACAUGUGCACACUUUUUUCUUGUCAUCUAAACAACUAUCUUGAUAAUACACUGUAUUUAGUAUAAAUCAUCUGGAUAUGAUUUAAAAGGUGUGGGAGGAUCACAUAGAUUAUAAGCAAAUACACACACAUUGGGAUUGUAUAACUAUUAAAAAUGCUUUAGGAAAAUUUAUGACACAAAAAUGCUGAAUAGUUAGGUGAAAAAGAUAAAUAUUAUUCUAAUUUUUAAGUGACAUAUGUGUAUAUGCAUUUUUAAAAGCUGUAAAGAAAUAUACCAAAUGUUAAAAGCAUGUUAUUGAAUGGAGAGAUUAUGAAUGAUUAUUCUCUUUGAAUGUUUUACAUUUUGUAAAUUUUCUAUAAUGAGUAUUAUUUUUGAAAUUUAAAACAUUUUAAAAGUAACAAGGUAUAUAUAUAUGUGUGUGUGUGUGGGUGUGUGUAUGCAGUUGGGACUUUCCCUUUGGAUCAAAGAUCCCUUGAAGAGCUGCUGAUUUUUUCUGACCUUUUAAAACGCUGUCUCCCACUCCUCAGUUUGCAAAACGUGUCUCCGUGGUAAGGUAAAGGUCACGUGGCACAGAAAGAACAGACCCAGCCUAGGAGCCCGGACGUGACUGCACUGUGUGAACAUGUUGUGGUUUGAAGUCACUGCCCCUUUAAGAGCCAUUUUUCAUUCACGCAGAGAGGGGACAUUGGUUCCUUGCAGCUCUAAAUGGAAUGAUUCUGCUUUUUCCUUGGGCCUUUUAGCAUCCUUUAUUUUGAAUGUUGCACACUAGCAUCGCAGCCCUAAGUUGGGAGGCCAGAUCUACUGUAAAACGUGACCCUGGCGAGUUUUGUUUAUGAUGGUGUACAACACAUAUCCCUUGGACACUUUCGAAAACGUUCAUGGAGUUGCUUUUUCUUAGCUGGGGACUUUAUUUUCUAUUAUAGUCAUUGUGUACUUUUUGCAUUCAGUGUUAAGAUGUCAACAAACUAGGUAAAGGACUAGACAGGAAAUAUUUCAGGCUUUUUGGGCCACUUAAAGUCUCUCUUACAUGCUUUUCUUCAAAUAACCCAUUUAAAAAUGUAAAAAUCCAGUCUUGGCUUGUAGGCUGACCUCUGUCCAAAACCUGAGAGGAACAUGAAAUUAUUUUGUCAUACCUAGUGAUGCUUUGCAAACUUGAUUUUCUUUUCCAACAUCUCUGAGAUAGGUCUUCAGACUAUUAAAAAAAAAAUCCUUCAGGAUAACAGAAGAGUAUUUAUGUGAUAGAUAAAACCCAUUAUUUUGUCCAAUUUCUCAAAUAUCUAUAAUAACCAAAAGUUCAAAUAUAGACUAUACAUUGUUAGAGCCUUUUAAAGGUGUUCUUUAAAAUCCUAGAUUUGGGUGAAGGUUCAAGAAGUUAACUCUCAUGCUUUCAGGGCUUUAAACUCUUCCUUCUCAACGUAGGGAUUAAGAGCACAGAUUUACAUCAGAUGGAUUUGAUUUGUUUGCAGCUGGUCAUUUAUCAACUGUGUGGCCUUUUCAGGUUAGUUAGCUGUACUACACCUCAGCCUUCUCUGCUCUGCAAUGAGAACAGUACUGGUACCUGUCUCAUAGGGUUGCCACAAACGCCAGAGGAGAUGUGGCUCUUGACAUGCAGGAGGCACUCAACUGAUACAGAGUUAUCACUAUAUCUUUUUAUUUUAAAAGGAAUUUCAGUGUUCUUCCUUAAGAACUGAUUAUAAUCUCAAAUAAUAGUCAAUCCCAGAAAAGUGUUUUUUGUGUGUGUGUGUGUGUUUUUUUUUUUUUUUUGACAGGCAGAAUGGACAGUGAGAGAGAGAGACAGAGAGAAAGGUCUUCCUUUUGCCGUUGGUUCACCAUCCAAUGGCCGCCGCGGCCGGCGCGCUGCGGCUGGCGCACCGCGCUGAUCCGGAGGCAGGAGCCAGGUGCUUAUCCUGGUCUCCCAUGGGGUGCAGGACCCAAGCACUUGGGCCAUCCUCCACUGCACUCCCUGGCCACAGCAAAGAGCUGGCCUGGAAGAGGGGCAACCAGGACAGAAUCCGGCGCCCCGAUCGGGACUAGAACCUGGUGUGCCGGCGCCGCAAGGUGGAGGAUUAGCCUAGUGAGCCGCGGCGCUGGCCCAUAAAAGUGUUUUUAUAACCCAUUUCUCACCUACUCUAGAGCUUGUACCAGUUUCCUGAACCGAAAGUCCAUCCCCUUUUAUUUAAUUCUCAUUAGACAUAAAAAAAUUAGUGAUGACUCCCUGAAGAACACAAAUAAAACACUCCUUCAGUAAUUCUAGUUCCGUAGGUCUGAUUCCCCUGCACACUCGUUAUUUUUAUGUCUCUCCUUUCCCCUUGCAGUGCCCUUCUGCGAUUGCACAGUACAGAGCUGAAACACAGGGUCGUGAACAAGGGUUUCAUCAUCUUUUCACUUAUGCACGAGUAAUAUUUGCAGAGCACCUAUAGAAUGCUAAGUACCAUGCCUGAGCUCGGACCUCCAGCUGUGGACAAGCCCGAGUCCCUGCUCCAUGCCCCUUACAUUCUAUCAGGACAGGGAGAUGAAAUGUGAAGACAUGAAUGUGAUUCUUGUAAUGUUUUGAAUAAAUUGGAGUGGGAAAUGAGCUAGCAGGUGGCUGAGUUCUGGGAAGGGGUGCUUGAGCAGGAUGGUCAGGGAAGGCCUCUGUGAAGAAGUCAGCUGAGCCAAGAUUUUCAUUCUAAGAAGUUGGCCUUGCAGUGAGCUAAGGGAAGAGCAUUCCAGGCUAGUGAACAGCAUGGGUAAAAGCUGUGAAGUGGGAACUAGCUUGGAUGUUUGAGGACCAGGACAGAAGGUCAUGUGUAUCUGAAAGCUGGCGGGUAGUCUGUAGGGUGCUGGGGAACCGUGUGGCUAGAAAUGAGGGCAGGGAGAAGGGAAACUGGGUCCUUGACAGUGUGGAAUUCUUAGCAUAAUGGAAAACCAUGAGGGAUUUAAGCUGGGUGAGAAGAGAACUUGGUUUACAUGUUUGAAAGGUGAUUCUAGCAUGAUCUAGUGGGAGAAUGGACUACAGGGGGCAUAAGAAGGCAGGCAAGCAAGGAAAAGAAGAGAAUGGAAGAGAAUGGAAAGGAGCUGCCGGUGAAGCAGGAAGAAAACAUGGGCAGAAUUUUCACAGAAGCCUACAGAAGACAGUCUUAACACAGACGGAGGGGAAACAGAGGUGGGCUGUGGCUUUUACAAAGACGGGUGAGAACAGAGCAGUGACUCAUGGAUCUAACAAGAUGGAACUUAUUGGUGACCUUGUUAACUGCAAUUUCAGUGGCUUUGUGGGAGGAGAGAGUGGAGCCUGGGGAAUUAGGGAUAGCAAUAAAUGAAGAAAUUGAAAGGAGCAUCCCUGGGAAGGGAAGCAGAGGAUUGAGGAAGAGCUUGGGGGGCGGGGGGACUCCUGUCAGAGUAAGAGGGUCAAGACAGGAAGAUGUUAAGGUUGUGUGCAUGCAAGUUGGAGUGACACCACAGGAGGAAGGAUUUGAUCGUGGAGGAGAAUGGAUCUUUGCAGGGUCUGUGUCCCUGAUUGUUGGAGAGGGGCUGGGAUCUUGAGCUCAAGUGGAAGAUUGGCUUUAGAUAUGAAUGAGAUCACUGCUUCCUUUACAGCAGGAGGAAAGGCAGAGUGUGUAGCAUGGAUGUGCAUGGGAAGAGAGAAUGAGGCAAAAAUGGAAGCAUUACCUGCAUGUUCAUAAUUUUUGCAUUUUGCUGAUUCUUAUCCUUGUGGUAUGUUAUGCCUCUCGCCACCCCCUUGCUAAGUUAUUUGUGCCACAUAAUUUUUCCCUAUUCAUGCCAUAUAUCUCAGAUACAGAUCUGUUUACUUGUCUGUCUUCCUCACUAAACUGGUGUCUCUUCAAGAAGAACAGGUAUCUUUGUAUCUCCAGACACAGCUUAGUCUUUGGCAAGACUGAGUUGAAGGAGUGACAGCUAUAUCAGAACAAAGGACUCAUAUAACAGCUAUACAGACAUGGGUACAAAGGAAAGCAAUUCAAGAGCAUGAAUAAAAUUUAGUGUUUGCAAUACUUAGAAUUAACAUGGUUUCUCUUUUUAGUUGAAUAAAUUGUUACUGCUCACCAGAGUUAAGAAGCAGGUAAAAGUUUGAAAAGAACCACCUCACUACCACUUGGAAAGAGAUAGGAUUUUAACAGCUCCUCUCAGUAGGAAUGAGUUCGUGCCUGGCAGACUACAGAGGGAAGCACUUUCUGGGUUCAGGACAAAGUGAGAACCAAAUGUGUAUGAGAAAAGCAAAUCCCAGCAUGGUCAGAUUGCUUGUGGGGGUCUCAGAAUGGCAGAGAAGGUAGCGUGUUCAUUGCAAGAGUAAAUGGUAAGGAGAUAGGACCUCAGCAGACUUGUGCCCAGAUGAAUGAGAACAACUUUACAGAAAGUUUGGGUAAGCAUGUGUAGCUGUUUCCCAGAUGCCUUUCUAUCUAGUUGGAUUGGGAAAAAGCACAACGAAACAAAAUAACUGCUUUUCUCUUCAGUGUUAUACAGCAUAUCCUACAUGAAAUAUGAAUUUCUGAGUUACAAGCUGCCCCUGGCAAAGAGGCUGGUUGUAAGAACAUAAUAGCAAUACAUGCCCUGAAAUUAAUGUCCCAUGGGCGUUCCAGAUUUGUGUGAUGUACAGUAAGAUGUAUCCAGCCCAACUGUUCUUUUAACCACCUGCAUGAAGUAUCAUGAAAUGAGUUGCCCUGAAAGAAGCCAUGUGAGUAAAGGAGGUUGUAUGCCUUCAUGACUCCUUUCUGUGUGACCCCAGCUCACCACUGUUGAUUCUGGGAGCUUUCUCUCGCACUUUUCACUCCUGCCUGUAAUAGACGGGAGGUCUCCACACCGAGCUUUUUUUUUUCCUCUAGGCUUCCAGGUGGUAGCAAAUGGUGCUGCAUUUCCAUCAGGGGGUGGAGCUAGCCCUGGCCUCUUAAUCAUGGGUCUCCUCUCCCCAGAAGCCUUUGGGAUACCAGCUGAAGAAAGGUCACAAUCCCACCCCACAGAGUUCAUUUUCUCCAGACUCACUAAAUUGCUGCCUUCAUCAUUCCCCUGAAUUUUACUUUUCUAAACACUUUACAGUGUUUAGAAAGUGUGCAGCCUCAUUUUAUGUCACAUUAAGCUGACAACCCAACAUCUUACCAUGUAUCAACUGGGAAUACAAUUCUGCACUCACUGUGCUGUGCCAUCUUGCCAAGUUCUGUCUUUGUUACUCUGCUCUCAUUCAGAGAGGAAUUAAUUUGAAUUACAUAGUGCUGUGUUGUCUUCUCGAAGGAAGCUAGGUUCUUGCACACUCUGGGAAGGUAUCUGUCUGUGAACGUGCUUGCACCUUAAAAGAUUGUGUGCCAUCCCUCUUCUCUCCACUUCACACCAGCAGGGCAUCCUCACAUGGAAGAAUGAUGUCUACCUGUUUUGCUUUCCCCUGCUCAAUGGGAUUUUCAAGGGUCCAUGUUUUUAUCUUUACUUCUUUUUUCCUCAGAGAAGCUUAUGGAGAACAAAAGACAUUUUUUUUUUUUGACAGGCAGAGUUAGAGAGAGAGAGAGAGACAGAGAGAGGUUUUCCUUUUCUGUUGGUCACCACCCCCAAUGGCCGCUGCGGCUGGCGCACCACGCUGAUCCAAAGCCAGGAGCCAGGUGUUUCUCCUGGUCUCCCAUGAGGGUGCAGGGCCCAAGCACUUGGACCAUCCUCCACUGCACUCCCGGACCAUAGCAGAGAGCUGGAUCAGAAGAGGAGCAACCGGGACAGAAUCCAGCACCCCAACUGGGACUAGAACCAGGGGUGCCAGUGCCGCAGGCGGAGGAUUAGCCAAGUGGCCAGCCACAAAAGACAUUUUUGAGUCCAAAUGUAAUGCUGUAUGUUUAGAGAGCAAUUCCAAGAGGAGGGAAUUUUUUGCAUUGCUAAAGGUGCCCAGGUGCUAACUUACAUCCCCAGGAAGAUUUUGAACACAGCCCACAUUUACAGAUGUUGGAUCUUACUGUCAGGCCUGUGUGGUGACUGUGUGGCAUCUACCGGCAGUAUGAUCUCUUCAGGAAAUUUCCAGUCUUGAAUGGGCACUGGAUUUAAAACUAAUAUUGGAAUCAUCUUCUCAGAGGAAGAAAAGACUUAGGACAGGUGGGAAGGAAGCCAGGCACAUUGUCAGACUACUGUUCAGAUGGAUCGCAGAGUGCACUCUAUUCUUUAGAAUAAUGGGUUUGAUGGGAGUUGCUGGCAUGUUCUAUACAUGAACUGCAAACAAAACUAGAGCUUUUUACUUUUAUGCUAUUUUGUGUGGAGACAGUCUCAGGGCCCCAGAAUAGAAGUGUUCUGAAAAGAGUUCGAUGUUCUUGCCCAUGCCUAAUUUAAAUGGGAGGCUAAAACUGAGUGUGUAAUCCACUGACGCUCUACAUGACAGGACUUUUGCCAGCGUCACCUACACUUUCAUAAAAGCUCUUAAACAGAGUGCUGAAGAGUAUCUGUGGAUGUCCUUUAACAUCAGGAGUAGUAGAAAUAAGCUACCAUUUAUUGAGCACUGACAAAGGGCAGGCCCUCUGCUGGGUGUUGAAUGCAUGCUGUCUCUCAACCCACAAGAGCCCUACAGGGAAAGGCAGCACUCUCCUUAUUUACAGGUGAGGAAGGUGAAUAUCGAAAAGCUUGCCCAGAGUCAGACGGCUGGUCAGGGGCAAGGGAAGGAUUUGAAACUACUGCUAUCUGGUUCCAAAGAAUGUACUCUGUCCUCUUCCAAAGGAUGCUUUUCAGAAAAGGCAGAUCUCGAGCACUGCUGUUUUCCUCUUCUGAAUUUCUCUUAGCAGUCUUAUAGAAAAGGUCAUUUAUGUAAAGAUUUGCAUGCUGUUUGUAACUUGGGGCUUGGAUUCUGAAGCAAAACUUCUUGUUUGGGGUGUGUCAGUUGAGCAGUAAUGACAGCAUCCGUGAGUGUGGCUUGGUGGCCCAGUCACACCGAUGUACUCCGGAAAGGGAGAGUUACCUUGUUUAGCAGUGAAUUUUAAAAUGCUAGGAAGUUUUGAAGCAGUGGGAUUUCCUUUCUCCAGUGCGCUGAGAACUAGUUACCCCCUCGUACCCAAUGUAUGGUUUUACUCACAUUUAGGACUGCAAACUUUCUCUUUGCUGUCUGUCCUUUUUUUCCCCGUGGACAGCUCAUGGGUCAUCAGAUACACAGGAAAGUCAGUGCUAAGUUAAGCAGGAUUGGACAGUGCUCUUUGGGUGGGAAGUGGUCCUGGGUCUGGAUAGGUUGUGGUUCUGGACUCCUGUCGCUGUGCAGUGCUGCAUACAGGACCCCAAUCAGCGUCCCCUCACUUUCUCGUAACCAGAGCCAAGCCCAGGAAAUCUCCAUGAGUAAAGUUUCAGUCAUGUUCUUGUACUUUCCAUUUGAUAACAACAUAGUUUACAGAGAACUUUUUCAGCUUUCUGAGAACUCCUGAGACUUAUUUUGUCUCCGCCUUCAGCUGAGGUAAUAGAAAGGUUGUCAAUCUGCUUCAGCAGCCCGUCUUCAGGUAGAACGUGUUAGUAUCUGAGACCAAAGGGAACACAACUUGUAGCUCCUCCUGGAGCUAUAAUUCUGGUUUUCUUAUGAUAAAUACGAAAUGGAAUCUGAGCUCUCAAAACACGCCAAGGCAACUGGGUCAGGAUACAGCGGCAGCCUCUUUUGUCAUUUCCAGAGGCUCCUCUGCUUUUCAGCCUGGCGAUUUUUCAGACCCCUCCUCAGGAAAACGGGGCUUCUCAGCUCUUCCUUGUACUUGCUGAAAUAAGCAUUGAAGACAAGAGAAAUAAGGCAGUGUCCACCCAGCAGCCAAGGACCCCUCUCUCUUCCCUCUUUUUGUUUUGUGCUUUGUCUACUUAUCCACGUUUCCUGUCAGUGAAGAGACCAAAAGUGGCCCUCUGAGGAGAUUUUGAGAAGAAAAAGGCAAAUUCCAUGGUACAGAAAGGGGAGAAAAUAGUUGUAGAUAAAUGGCAAGGUUUAAUGCCAUCCUCACUACUGGCUCUAUAAUCCUCUGAAAAAAGAAGAAAAGAAAAUGGGAGACAGGAUAAUCAGAUCAUACUUAUAGACUAUUUUUCAAGUAUUCCUGAGCCCAGAGAUCCCUAAAACACCAGUAAAUGGAUGUGCCAGAUGAUUUACGAGGGUAAACUAAUGCUAUAGUCAAUAAAAUAAAAUAUUUUAAAGGUGGCACAGUUCACGAGCACAUAGACUCACAAAUGUACGUAAUGUUCCUUUGCACACCUCAUUGCCACAUAUGCACACUCAGAGACUAGUGAUAAACAGUGUGAACUUCUGGCCUCUUCCCUCGUGGAGGGCAUUUGAGGGAAGAGAGAAGCAGCAGCAUGCUGACCGCGUGCUACUUCCUCUUAGGCCCUCAGCCCAUACUUUGGUCUCACCUAAUCCUGUCCAGCAUCUCUGUAGUGAAGGCAUUCUCAGUUUUACAGGUGAAAAAAAUAGAUGCUCAGAGUGGUUGCAUAGUUAAAAAAAAAAAUCAUUUGGCCAGAUUUCAAAAGCAAGUUUGUCUGACUCCAAAGACUGUGAAUUCUGUUUCUAUCCAAACUGCCUCACCACAGAGCGCCCACCCGGUGUGUCUCCAGGACUUGUCUGCAGAUCUUUGCUCAGUUUGAGUCAUUAGGAAUUCCUAAAUGACUUCAGGAUAAGAAGACCUCCUGCAGAGGCUUUACAAAAACAAGUAUCCCAGUUAGUAUUGCUUUCAUCCUCACUUCCUGAACUCUAAUCAGCACUGAUUCUCUCUCAUUCCCUGAUAGCAUUAAGUUAUGAUAGCAUUAGUGACAAAAUAAAAUCAGCAAAUACAGAUACUGUUCAGUGGUAAAAUGCGAGAACUGGCAACAGUUAGAGAAGGUGUUAUCUAAAAGGCCCCUACAUAAAUAGCAAGCACAGACUUUAGAAGCAUUUCAGAUAAGGAUAACUUUGUUUGCUAAACAGGUUUUUUUUUA